AUGAAGCUAAAUGUUUUGCAUCGCAGAGAUGCAGACUACGUGGCCCAGGGUCCUCACGACCGGCCCAAGCCAAUGCGCAAUCUGGACCCCGCACUGCAUCCACUUCCAAGGCAACGGGAGUAUGUUCGGGCAGUGGUGGCAGCCAAACUCAAGCGAAUGCAUGCCAAGCCUUUCAUCGCAGCUCUAGAAGGUCAUACCGACUCUGUUGACUCUAUGUCUAUGAGCAGGAGCAGUUUGUGCGAUUUAUUCACGGGCAGCUGCAAUGGAGAGAUCAUGAUGUGGAAUAUGCUCACGAAGCGCAAAGGGAACAUCAUAGGAACACACGACGGCUUUGUAAAAGGCCUGUGCACAAAUGCUGAUGGGACGCUUUUGUAUUCGUGCGGGCAUGACAAGUACCUCAAGUGUUGGAAGGUGCCUACAAAUGGACCUAUAGAGGAUGAGGAUAUGGAUGAACAGGAUGAUGAUGCUGGGAAGUCACAAAGUGUUCAUUUGCAGGGGGCAGUUAGUGACGUGAAGCUUCGCACUUCCCCGCCGCCGGAGCCAGUGGGCUCAUACCUCACCAAUUCAAGUCUCAAUGGGCUGGAUCACCACUGGACUGAAGGUUUGCUAGCUACAGCAGGGGACACACUGGAGGUUUGGGAUGGCCAGAGGAGCGCGCCCAUCAUGAAAUUCGACUGGGAUUCUGAGGCGCUGUACUGCGUCAGGUUUAAUGCUUCAGAUGUUAACCUCCUGGCUGCGGCCGCAGCGGACAACUCGGUCGGCCUAUACGACAUAAGAGCGAACUCGCCGCUACGCAAGCUCGUCCUCCAGCAACGAACCAACGCUAUUUGCUGGAAUCCACAGAAUCCACUGCAUUUCACAAUAGCCAAUGAAGACUCCAACCUCUACACCUUCGACAUGCGCAGACUGCAGAGGGCACUCUUGGUGCACAAGGGUUUCACUAACGCAGUAACGGAUGUGGACUACAAUCCAGCUGGGACCGAGUUUGUAGCCGCAUCUUUCGACAAGGGAGUGCGGCUCUUCAACCUCGAGGGCAAGAGUAGAGACGCGUACUACAACCGGAGGAUGCAGAACGUCUUGUCCUGUAGAUACUCUUUGGACGGCAAGUUCGUGUGCACGGGCAGCUCGGAUAUGUGCGUGCGCAUCUGGAAGGCAGAGGCCUCGCUCAAGCUCGGGCCGAUGAGCCACCGCGAGAAGGCCGCGUACAACUACCGAAAUGCGCUGCAAGAAAAAUUCGCCGAACUGCCAGAGGUCAAGAGGAUACUAAAACCGAGGCACCAGCCUGCCUUGGUGGUGAAGCAGAGCAAGAUACGGGAAGCAAAGGCCGCCGCGAAACGCAGAAAGGACGUCAACCGAGCGCUACACUCACGCGACGCAGAGAUUACCCAAGAGAAGCGAAAGCCCAUCAUACGGCAAGUCGAAUAA
This is a messenger RNA of Babesia ovata, 1425 nucleotides long. RefSeq names its product ribosomal processing protein. Bases 1 to 1425 code for a protein of 474 amino acids. NCBI's taxonomy places the organism in Eukaryota, Apicomplexa, Aconoidasida, Piroplasmida, Babesiidae. The transcript has 9 exons. Gene Ontology annotation, molecular function: protein binding. Gene Ontology annotation, biological process: maturation of SSU-rRNA from tricistronic rRNA transcript (SSU-rRNA, 5.8S rRNA, LSU-rRNA). Gene Ontology annotation, cellular component: nucleolus; small-subunit processome. The record is from RefSeq and is a predicted model, not a curated record.